Molecule: messenger RNA, 5096 nt
Organism: Homarus americanus (American lobster)
Lineage: Eukaryota; Metazoa; Arthropoda; Malacostraca; Decapoda; Nephropidae
Product: zinc finger protein 143-like
Exons: 11
Coding region: 56-1555 (499 amino acids)
Biological process (GO): regulation of transcription by RNA polymerase II
Molecular function (GO): RNA polymerase II cis-regulatory region sequence-specific DNA binding; DNA-binding transcription factor activity
Source: RefSeq, a predicted model, not a curated record
CUCCCUGUGUGACGUCAGGCCGGGGACCUCUGGUGAGCGAGUUGGCUUGGAUGCCAUGAACGACGGAGUUGUGACUGUGGCUCGGCACAUAAAACGGGAGAUGGAUGACAAUACUGAACAUGCAAGUGUGGUAGUUGUAGAAGAUGGAAGUGGAGCAGUUCCAGUAACGCUUGAGCUUUCCGAUGGGACUCGUGCCUUAGUCCAUAAUGCUAUAUCAGAGGAACAUCAAGAUGAUAUGGAAGGAGUUGCUAUUCAGUUAGAUGAUGGAAGGAUUGGCUACCUGUAUGGUGAUACACUCCUACAAGCUGUGUCAGAGGAGCAUGAUCCACUUCUGACCCACAAGUUCGUCUGUUGUUUUCCAAACUGUGAAAAAUCAUAUACAUCUUUAAAUCAUCUUAAAACACAUCAACGAAUUCACACUGGUCAGCGUCCACAUGUAUGUGAUAGAUGCCAAAAAUGUUUUACCACUGGAUAUGCUCUCAAGUCACACCUACGCACUCAUACUGGAGAGAAGCCUUACCAAUGUCCAGAGGAACAAUGUGGCAAGUGCUUCAAAACUUCAGGCGACCUACAGAAACAUGUUCGAACACACACGGGAGAGCGUCCAUUUACAUGCAUGGAGUGUGGUAAAUCAUUCACAACAUCAAACAUUAGGAAAGUACAUAUGCGAGUACACACUGGAGAAAAGCCAUAUGAAUGCGAGUAUGAAGGUUGUGGAAGGAAGUUUGCCUCUGCAACAAAUUACAGGAAUCAUUGUAGAAUUCAUACUGGAGAAAAGCCAUAUGUGUGCUCUGUUGAGAACUGUGGUAAGAGGUUCACAGAAUACUCUUCCCUAUACAAGCAUCAUAUGGUCCACAACCAACAGAAGAGGUAUUAUUGUAGUCAGUGUGGAAGGUAUUAUAGACAGCUCUCUACGUUAGCAGGUCAUAAACGGACUGUUCAUAAUAUUCUUGAGAAUGACAAAGAGCAAGUUUUGUGGAUGACCCCAGACCUACACAUGAACUUGUUAACAGAAGAUCAAGAUGGAGGUGAUGUAAAUUCUCAGGAAGGGGCUACAGUUGUUUCUGCUCCAAGUACAUCUGCUAAUACAAGGACAGUUCAUAUAUCACCUGGAAUGGUGAUCAAAAAGGAGCAGGAGAUUGUGCCAGGCACUUUACUGAACACCCAACUAACCAUAGAAGAGUGUAUUCGAAUGCCAGGGGUAGAAGUAAGCAAUCUUAUAGCUGGAAACCCAUCAAGUGACAAUCUGUUGCCAGAUGAUCGAGGGUCAGCCUUGACUAAUCUGGAGCUAGAUGGAAGUGGGAGUGGCUCUAUCUUUGUGUUUACUGAUCCCUCACAACUGGCAGCACUUCAGCAGUUGGCAGUAGCAGGUGGAGCUGUAGGAGGAAGUGGAGAUGGAAGUGUUGGAGAUACUGUGGAAGUUAUAAGGUUAGAUGACUUUACAUCAGUGGCAGAAUCCACUAUCACGGAAGGCUUGACGGAUAGUAGGAGAAUAAGACAGAGUAUCUGUGAGAGCAAAGGAAAAAUUAUAGUAAUAAAAGAAGAAAAAAACUAGACUAAAGAAAAUAAAUUAGCAACUACUGAACAUUAAAAGGUUAUUGGAUCAAAAAGUUUGUAAGUGUCAGUGACCAGAGUAGCCUGACAGAGCACUUGGUAGUGUAAUGGUCAGUCCUGUGGAUGCCUAACAAAUAUAAAUAUGUAAUAACCUAUAAAACAAUCGAUUACAGUAGCUUCACUUUAACUCGUGACAGCAGGUGAAAUAUCAAGGAAAAUGCUGCUAUGAUAAAGGAUAAGUGUGUUAAUGAGGCUGAAAAUACUUCCCUAAAUUACUAGAGCUUUAAAGAAAUUAGAGUUCAGUAUACAGGUAUAUCAAAUUCUACUAAAUGUAACUAAGCUUCUUAAUAUUUUGAGAAAGAUGGUAUAUAAGGUGUUCAUCCUUAUGGUCGUCUGCAAUUUUUUUAAAAAGCAGCGGCCAACCAAACCCCUCCUCCAAAAGUUCUUUAUCUGAUCAAAAUAUUGUUUUAAACUAGCUUAUAUGAAUCAUUCCUAUUUCCUAAUAUCAGCAGUAUAAAGUUACAGCCUCUUGAGGGAGAGACUUUUUCUCUUGGCCCAUUUCAUUAUGUAAGAGUGGGUAUGAUAUUUUACCUGCACAGGAAGAUCAGUGACCUUAUUUCUAUAAAACCUGGUAGAGUACAUUUCAUCCCUCCCACCCCGUGACAUGUUAUGAGGUACGAGGGCAUCUGCCAUGGGGUAGAUAUAUAUUCUGACCUCAGUUAUCACAUUUAGCCCAUUUCCUCAAGACUAAAUACAUGCUACACCACUGCUUGACCUGGGAUGGCAGUCUUUGGCAUCGGAGAACCUAACCCGGGUGGAUGUCCAUUCAGAUUGUAAUCACUGCCACAACUAAUGAAGGGAGUUACUCUGCCUUGAUCUGUAUUACAGUAUAUCAGUAUCUUAGUGAGGAACCAUUACAUUUACUUGUACUUUGUUUUUUGUAACUUUUAUAUAUGCUGCGUAAAUGAAUCUUUUUUUAUGGCUUGUACACAUUCUCACUCAAUAUAUCUGAUUAUCCUGCAGAAUUUCCUCAAUUUAAUGACCAAUAACCAAGAGAGAAUCCUCCACUGACACCCUUCACCCAUAUAUUCCUUUGCCUUAUUUGCAGCUAUAGCUUGUCCUCACAAAUGGCAAUAAAAAAAAAUAAAAAUAAAAUAAUAUAUAUAAUUUUCUCCCUGUGUGUCUACUAAAUUUUAACUUGAUCAACUACUUGCAUAAAAUUGUAAUUUGAUUUCUUUAGUACUGUACUGUAAUUUACAUUAGACUUGGUAAAUUGGUAUGGCAAGGGUGUCAUUAGAUGUGGCUAGUUAUCAUAUUUCUGAAAAUAAUCCACUGUGGUACAAUUUUAUAUGAUUUAUAAUUAGGGGACAAAUCAAGCAAUUUCUAAAGCAGAAGCAGACUUAUAUAAGGUAGCCUUUCCUGUACCUAACAUCUAGUUUACUUAUUCCAUCACGCCAUGCAAGUACGUACUCUGCUGUCACCUUUGUUUAUUAUUCCUUUUGAGGCUGAAUGGAUACUUUAAAAACAACCAUAUGAAGUAAGAAUUAAAAAUUUACUCAACAUUACACUUUCAGCAGUUAUUCAUCCUCUUACUACUUCCAGCACAUGCUCAAUUCCUCUUUGUAGAAACUCUUCACUGCUUCAAAAGCUUUUGUCCUUGCUCUUUAUAAACUCCCUAAUCACAAUACUGUACUGUAUACCAAUUCCAUCAAGUUUUAUGAGUCCGCUUUAUGUAAAGUGGGAGGAUGCUUAAAGGAUACUGAUAAGUAGAAAAAUAUUUUGACAAUAAAGACUACCUACACAAUAAUCUUUAAUUUUUAAUAAUCUCAUUGAGCAUUGCACUCACAUUGUCAUCUGAUCCACACAGCCACGUCUAUAAAUAAGUAUUACUGUAUUGUGUUUUUAAUAAUGAUGCAGACAAUAAUAUAGUCCAUAUCAUCCUUGUGUAAACUCCGUGUUGUGACUUAUAAGUACCUAUUAAUUAUGUAUACGAUAUUCCCUAUAAAGUAUUAAUGUGUCCAGUGACUUGACCACUUUUCCAUUCAUAUUCAUCAGUGAAUGAAAAUUUUUGUGGUUAAAGAGCUUCCCUCCUUAAUGAAGGAAUACAGUAAUUGAAAUAUGGUCAAGUGACAUAUUGGAUAAUUGAAAUGUAAACCUGGAAAAUGAAGAAUUUGGAUCUAAAUGAACUUGCAUCUAUAUGUUGUAUUUACGAGUCUCAUAAUUGUAUUAUAUUGCCUUUAUUUUAUUCUAUAUCGUACGUAUUAAUUUAGUAUAAUUAACUUAAAAACAACACCGUAUAUGACAGGAAAUAAUGGAGCCGAAUUAGGGUAAAAUCUAUAUCAGAUAUAUGGAACUUUAUCCCUUAAGUACUAUACAGUAUAUCCUUGAACAUUUUGUUUUUGUUUUCCUUUGUUAUUUGUGGAAUUAUAAGUGAGGAAAAAAUUCAAGGAUUAACUUUUCCUUAAUGAACAAUUUAAAAAUCACAUCUUACUGAGGCCUGUACCAAAAAUCAAGUUUUGGACCAGUUAUCUUAAAUUUGAAUUCUAUCAGUGUCAAAGAAAGAAGGAGUUUAACACAAAACCCAAUCUCUAUCUGUCGUAUCCCUUAGCAUUACCUUGUACCGUACAGUGGCCACUCUUUUUACAGUACAGUAUUCAUUUUAGUGAUUUUUCUGUCAGAAAUCAAACAUGAAACAUUACAAUGAAUAUACUGUAUAGAAUGUGUUAAUUUGAAAUGCUUCACAUAAGGUAAUAGAGGCUAGAGUUUUUCAUCUUAAACCCCAUCACUACAUUGCUGAUUCUAGUUCCUUGUCGGGGAUUGUUUCUAAUCAUCUUCAUCUUGAAGCCCAGAGUUGAUGGGAACCCUUGACUGGGUAGUUAGCGGCACUGGUUUAUGUAUUUCCGUCCCAACCAAAUUUGUUUACAGAAUUACACAAAGUAUUCAAUGUAAAGCAGUGCAUUUGUUAGGCUUUUUGUAUAUGCUUACUUAGAUUGUUAUUAUAUUUUCAAGCAGUUGGCUCUUGGUCUAGUAGGGGCUUGUGUGUUAUGGAAAUAGCUCUAGUUGCUUUAUCUCUCUCUCCUGUAGUUCUUGAAUGAUUUUGUGACAUGAAUGCAAAGUUUAACCAUACUGUACUCUGAGCACUGCUCCCUACCUGAAGACACAACAUUACAAACACAGAUUUUGUGGAAAAUGUAAAAUAUUUACGUGUACUCAGCACUGUACUAUAAUGGGUUCCAGGUUUGCAAGGAUUCAGAAACAAUUUACACCACAGAUUAUGUUAUCAAUUUUUUUUGCUAAUGUGCACAUAGGCAUUCCCCAGGUUACAGAAGGGUUCCAUUCCUGAAAACCUUUCUGCAAUGUGAAAUUCGAUAAAGCGAAACCAUUUUUCCCCAUUGACUUCCAUUGUAAGUUAAAUGCUUUCCUACGGAAAUUUUUUGAGGCCCAAAAAGGUGACAUGAGCACAUAUAUGUAUGAAAUCAGAUGGUUUUAACCACAUACAAUGAGUCAUUCAUGAUGUAACAUGAUAAUAAAUGAACAAAACA